This is a messenger RNA of Alosa alosa (allis shad), 2009 nucleotides long. RefSeq names its product NEDD4 binding protein 2-like 2 (gene n4bp2l2). The transcript is spliced from 5 exons. NCBI's taxonomy places the organism in Eukaryota, Metazoa, Chordata, Actinopteri, Clupeiformes, Clupeidae. The coding region runs from base 255 to 1835 and encodes 526 amino acids. Gene Ontology annotation, biological process: negative regulation of transcription by RNA polymerase II. The record is from RefSeq and is a predicted model, not a curated record. Gene Ontology annotation, molecular function: transcription corepressor activity. Gene Ontology annotation, cellular component: nucleus.
AAGCCAGACAUAUCCUUGUCCAGACAUUUUCCUUGCCGCACAAGUGUUGCAGACUGUUUGUCACCGCUGUGUUUUUAGCAUAGUUUGUGUUAGUGAAAUACAUAUCAUAGAAUAACUUAAUCAGACGAGUGCGACAUGAUUUCUGACUUAAAAUUGAGACCGUUGGCGGCAGGACUGGCAAGCUGAACGUGUUCUCAACCGGCCGUACAAAACGCAGAGCUGCCACUAAUGGUUUUGUAUCACUUUCACUUCAAAUGUCAAAUGAUAAUAUUAAUCAGUAUACUGAACCGCCCUAUGGUGGCGAUGUUGAUAAAACGUCCGCGAAAAAGCGUAAGUCUUUAGAUGUAGCUGGAAACCUGAGCUCUUGUUUAAAUGUGACUGAGCGGAGUUUUAAUGUAAACAUCGAUGAGUUGCGUGGUUUUCCGAACAGCCAGACUCCUCCAGUUAGGCUAUCUGAAAGUGAGGUGGCCGAUAUUCCGACUCAACUGCCUGUCAGCGCUGCCAGUGAUGGCACAACGGAUAGAAAUGGACAACCCAUCCCUAACAAAGAGAUACUCCUUAAAGGUGUUGGUUUUACCAGCACCUCCUUCAUUGGCCCUCUUUGUCAUCAAGGGAUUAUUAAACCAAAAACGAAUAUUGAUGAUGAACUGGAUCAUUUCUACAAAGAGCUUGAACAGAUUGAACCAAAAGAUGUAGACAAACCUGAUGACUGUAAUGCAGACAGAAGCACCCUUGCAAAAAAACAGCAAUACCCUGUUCCACAACAUGAAAUCCAGUCUGACCCCAGCAAGCCGAGGCACCUUGGGCCACCUCAUUCAGGCCAGUUGCCUCAAAAUCUUACACAAAACUUCAGACACUUGCCGCCUUACUAUCAGUGUUGGGAUGUUUCAUACCCACCUGCCUUGCAAGGGUCUAAUAGCCCAUUCCUCGGUUUUGGAAUAGAAACAAGGUCCCAGAGACCCCUGUAUCAAUUUCCCUCACCACUCUUACCACCACCACCAAGAAUACCACCAUAUCCUCUUGGAGAUGGAUCAAGGGACAACAUCUGGGGUUCAAACCAAGAAACUUUUCAGUGGGGAAAUAUGCCACUGAAAUCAGGUCAUACAUAUCAGGGUGACCGUAUCAACCACGCUGCUUAUCAUCAAGACCAUUACAAGUUAAUUCCAAAUGACUUUGGUUGUAAUGAACCCCACAGCAGUAAACCGGAUUGCUCCCAACCCUAUAAACAGUCAAGCUCUUUUUUACAGACAAAUUCAGAAGAAUUUAAGUUUUAUCAACAGGCUCACACCCAUCCUGGUCGAACAAUUGAUCCAGGCUCUUUGAAGUUAAUAUUGAUGAGGGGAGCUCCAGGAUCUGGGAAAUCCACACUGGCCAGGGACUUAUUGUCGUCUUGUCCCAAUGGACUGAUCCUAAGUACUGAUGACUACUUUCUUCAAGAAGACCGUUAUGUUUAUGACGCACGCCUACUGGGAGAUGCACAUCAUUGGAACCAAAGUCGAACUCGAGAGGCAUUACGUGAUUACUGCUCACCAAUUAUUAUUGAUAAUACAAACAUGCAAGCCUGGGAAAUGAAGCCAUACGUGCAAAUGGCUGUAGAGAGAGGAUAUAUUGUGUGUUUCUGUGAGCCUAACACUAGUUGGAAAUAUGAGCCGUCUGAAUUAGAGAGGAGGAACAAGCAUGGUGUCCCAAAACAUAAAAUAGAAAAGAUACUGGAACGAUUUGAACGACCCAUGACUGUGGAUAUUGUGCUAAACUCUCAGGAACCUCUUCGUCAGUACACUGAACAUGCUUUUAAACAACAGAGAAGGAAGAGGCAGUAUGACUGUUUUCAGUAGAUGAACUUUGGAGUUUAUCACUAAUAAUAAUAAUUCUAGAUGCCAAAUUGGCUGUGAACAUUUGGCUACAACUCAGGGAAUGAUUGUCAUUCAGUGAAUCUUUAUUUUUUACUUUGUAAUUUUUAAGAUUUUGCCACCAUAAUGAAAUACAUUGAAUAAAUAAUUUAUUUUCAA